Varanus komodoensis (Komodo dragon) is the source of this 3918-nucleotide messenger RNA. RefSeq names its product zinc finger protein 771 (gene ZNF771). The record is from RefSeq and is a predicted model, not a curated record. Lineage: Eukaryota; Metazoa; Chordata; Lepidosauria; Squamata; Varanidae. Gene Ontology annotation, molecular function: DNA-binding transcription factor activity; RNA polymerase II cis-regulatory region sequence-specific DNA binding. Gene Ontology annotation, biological process: regulation of transcription by RNA polymerase II. The coding region runs from base 119 to 3100 and encodes 993 amino acids. The transcript is spliced from 6 exons.
UCCCAUCAGAGUCACUUAAUCACUACAUCACACUGCCUCUCUUGAAAGAGAUGGAGUCCUGGGUUGCUUUUAAUGUUGUAUCUCCUCUCAGAAGCUGCCUACUUUGGCCUUUAAAUUCAUGAUGGAUGACAGCAAGGAGAGCAUGGAAGAAGGGAAACCAGAGGUCGGGACCCCUGUGUCUGACACACCAGUUAUGGUUAAAGAUGAGGCUGAGUCUCAGAAGCUGGAUGCAGACGAGCCGGUGGAAGAUGAAGGACUGUCCUGGCGAUCCUCAGAGAUACGAAGGAAAAGGCUGAGGCCUAGAGUGAAGAAGGGAGUGCAAGCAGGAGCACAGCACACCAAGCCAGAUUCUUCAUCUUUCCGGGAUGGACUGUCAGUGGUGGAAGACAGCAGUGAGGAAAAGCUGGUAAUCAGAAGUAAAGUGAAGAAGGAAAAGGACGAAGAAGAGGAUCUGGAAUUUGAGGUGGAAGUGCGAAGAGUUUCUGCAGAGGGGAUGCCAAAUGAUUCAGUGGACUCGCUACCUGAGGAAGACAUGAAGGUCGAGUUGGAGGAAGAGAAUGCUGAAGAAUUUGAGGUGCAAAAAGUCACCAUCCCAAUAGAUGGACAUACAUCACCCUCCUCCUCCUCGCAUCCCAACACCUGUGGCGUCUGUGGAAAAAGUUUUAGCCGCCGCUCCAACCUGGCCAAGCAUCAGAUCAUCCACACCGGUGAGAAGCCAUAUCGCUGCACUGACUGUGGCCGCAGCUUCAACCAGAGCUCUGCCCUCACCAAGCAUCAGCGGACACACACCGGCGAGCGGCCCUAUGUCUGUGGGGACUGUGGCAAGGCCUUCACAGCCAGCUCGAACCUCCUCCAGCACCGUCGUUUCCACACCGGAGAGCGGCCCUACCGCUGCGAGCUGUGCGGCAAGGCCUUCUCCCAGAGCUCCAACUACAACCUGCAUCGCCGCGGCCACACGGGUGUCACACCGUACCAGUGCAGCGUGUGUGGCAAGCGCUUCACCGGGAGCUCCUGCCUCACCCGCCACCAGAGGACCCACACCGGGGAGAAGCCAUACCAGUGCCAGGAAUGCGGCAAGCGCUUUUCUGGAAGCUCCACCUUAGCCAACCACCGGCGCACCCACACUGGCGAGAAGCCGUAUGGUUGUGCCGAGUGCGGCAAGAGAUUCACCCACCAUUCCAACCUGGUGGACCACUGGCGAGUGCACACAGGAGAAAAGCCAUACGUGUGCUCCGAGUGUGGAAAGAGCUUCCGGCUCAGCUCCCACAUCAUCCGCCACCGCCGCACUCACGCCAACACCCGUGCCACCAUUUGCCCUGACUGUGGGAAAAGCUUUAGUAACAGCUCUCAUCUAGUCCGGCACCGUCGUGUUCAUACAGGUGAGAAACCAUACAAAUGUCCCCACUGUGACAAGAGCUACCGCCAAGACUCCCACCUAGUUCAGCAUAUGCGCUCUCACACAGGUGAAAAGCCAUACCGCUGUACUCACUGUGGCAAGGGCUUCUCACAGAGCUCCAAUCUCAUCAUCCACCAGCGGACACACACAGGUGAACGGCCCUUUACUUGCCCAGAAUGCGGACGGAGCUUCAGCCACAGUUCUGAUCUCAUUCAACACAAGCGGAUACAUACAGGUGAGAAGCCCUAUGUCUGCUCCAUAUGUGGAAAAUGUUUUUCGCAGAGCUCCAAAGUUACCCAGCACAAGCGUUUUCACUCUGGGGAACGACCGUUUUCUUGUGGGGAAUGCACUAAGACAUUCCGUCUCCGUGCUGACCUGGUGCGCCACCUCCGUGCCCACACUGGUGAGCGGCCAUUUGGCUGCCCAGAAUGUGGGAAGCACUUUGCUGAGAGUUCCCACCUUAUCCGACACCAGAGGAUUCACAUGAGCGAGCGACCCUUUCGCUGUCCAGACUGUGGGAAAGGGUUCAACCAGAGCUCCAACCUCCAGCAGCACCAGCGUGUGCAUCGAGGCCAGAAACCUUUCAAAUGUGAUGAGUGUGGGAAAGGUUUUGGUGUAAGCUCAGCACUUUUGCAACACCAGCGCACACACACGGGUGAGCGGCCCUAUUGUUGCAGCCAGUGUGGGAAGAGCUUCAGUGUCAGCUCCACCUACCACAUACACCAGCGCAUCCAUGCUGGCCAGAAGCCCUACUCAUGUGCCGAUUGUGGGAAAGGGUUCGUGCGCAGUUCUGCUCUCCUUCAGCACCAAGCCACCCACACAGGUGAAAAGCCUUUCCGAUGCCCAUACUGUGGAAGAGGCUUUGGACAAAAGUCAGCACUCUCCCAGCAUCGUCGAGCCCAUGUAAGAAGAGGAGACACACUGGCUUUGGUGGAAGGGUGGGAAGCUGCUGGGAUGGAAGGUGUUGGAGACCAAGGGAUAGGAGGAGGCAUGGACAGAAUGUGGCAAGGCAAUGGAAUAGGGAUUAUGGAGCAGGAGUGGCAGGGAGAUGGGGAUGAGAACAUGAGGCAAGAAUGGGAGGAUGAUGGAGAUGAGACUAUGAGGAAUGAAUGGCCGGAUGAAGUGGAUGAGAAUGUGGAGCAACAAUUGCAGCAGAAUGGUAGAGAGAACAUGAGGCAGAACUGGAAGGGUGGUAUGGAUCAGACUGUGAGGACAGAAUGGCAGGAUGAUGAAGAUGAGAGAACAGAGCAGGUCACACAGGAUGACUGUACUGAGAGCAUGAGGCUAGAGUGCCAUGAUGAUGAUGAUGAUGAGGAGGAGGAGGAGGAGGAAGAUAGGGUACAGGAGAAUUUGCAAGCUGAUGGACAUGAGAACAUGAGGUUAGAGUGUCAUGAUGAUGAUGGAAGCGCAGAGGAAGAUUUGCGGGAUGAUGGGGAUCAAAACAUGAGGAAAAAGCAUCAGGAUGAGAAUGUGAAGCAGGACUGGCAGGAUGAUGAAGUACAAAUUGUAAGGGAGCAAUGGAGGAAUGUUGUAGAUGAGAAUUUAAGGCGGAAAAAGCUAACUGUGGAACAAGAGUGGCAGGACAGUGAAGAUGAUAGUGAAAGUUGGCUGGGAGAUGGGGAUGAUAGCUUGGAGGGAGAGGGGAGACAGAGUGGGAGACCAGAUUGCCGAGAUGAAGAUGAGGAGUCUGUGGAAUUAAAUUGAUAGGCUUGGAUGCAGUAAGAAAACGAGAAUGGGAUGCCUGGGGAGUUCAUGUUAUAGUCAGGCAUGGCAAGCCACUCACUCAAGGUGUAGUGGAGGAAGAAAAAAACAACUGUACCUUGAGCCAAAGUGAUCUAAUUCUUUUGCAGCAAAAAUAGAUAUAUUUUUGUUUGUGGGAAAUUCUGCUGUGGCUGUCUCCACUUGAAAGUGUUCCUAACUCCCAAUACCUGCAUGCCUGUGCUACCAUCAGAUGACUGCCAUGGUCACACUGAAUGACGAUCCAGCUCCCUGUGUUGUCCUGAGUCUUGUGCCAUUUGCUGAUCAAAUUAAUUCCAAAUUGGGCGAUUUUAUUCAGUCAGUUCUAAAAUCUUACCCUACCUAUGUACAUGGUGUGCCAUGCUUCCCACCCCAAACCAUGUUCUGUUAAAAAUCUGUGACGCUCCAUUCCUGCAGUAGGUGCCUUUUCAUAAAGGGGCGGGUGCCUUUUUAAACAUGUGAGCAAUUCUCAUUGCACUACUGAGAUUGACUUGGUAGCAAGGUUAUCUCACCUCAGUUGGAAAGCUUUCAAACCAUUGGCUUAAAAGGUGCUUUGUGAGCAAAAUACCAUUAACACUGUUUAUUUUCACAGUUAUUGUUUAAGAGCCCCGAGGAAUCUGGGGAAAUAUGUAACACUCCAGUAUUUAAUUAGAACAGCUUUUAAAACUUUUACUGCAUGUUCCAGACCCUUAACCCUCCUAACUAGUUAUUUUUGUAAUAUUCUGAUUUCCUGCCCUUAUCUAUGUCUCUGUCUUAUGAAUUAAUAAAUGCUCUUUCUGAUUUUA